UUUCCAUUAAAAUAAACCAUUUCUCUCUCUCUCUCUUUAAGGUAAUAACCAUGGAAGAAGAACAAGAUCCAGACUCCAUGAAUAGACUCCCCACCAAGCAACCAAAGGAGAAAUCUGCCAUCAUCUUUGAAGAAGUAAGCAGCAUGGAGUGGGAGUUCAUUCAGAUGAAUGAUCAAGAAGAAGAUCUCAUCAAAAGAAUGUAUAGACUCGUCGGAGACAGGUGGGACUUAAUUGCGGGACGAAUUCCAGGAAGAACCGCCGAAGAAAUUGAAAGAUUUUGGAUGAUGCAAAAUAGUCCAUAUUUUGAAGAGAAAAGAAAAGAGUCCAUUGCUUCUACUCUAAAGUCUUGAAUCUUAUCAUUUGCACUCAUAUAUUAUAUUAUUUGCUUAUCUAUUUUGUCACAACAUUUGUUGUCACCUAAGUUAAUUUGGUUUGCUUUAUGAAGAAUAAUGGAAAGAGUGUUUUUCCUAGACAAUUAUAUGUUCUAUAUAUUUAUGUCAACAAUUUAAUUUCAUCUCAAUAAUUAAGCAUAUUAUUCUGUUGAGUGUUUAAUUA
This is a messenger RNA of Impatiens glandulifera, 555 nucleotides long. Its product is annotated as MYB-like transcription factor ETC3. Lineage: Eukaryota; Viridiplantae; Streptophyta; Magnoliopsida; Ericales; Balsaminaceae. Gene Ontology annotation, biological process: cell differentiation. The transcript has 3 exons. Gene Ontology annotation, cellular component: nucleus. Bases 51 to 350 code for a protein of 99 amino acids. The record is from RefSeq and is a predicted model, not a curated record. Gene Ontology annotation, molecular function: transcription cis-regulatory region binding.